GCUAUCAGAAGGGGUGGGUGUGCGUGACACUGGGAGAAGAGAUGGAACCAUAGCUGCAAGAAACAGCAGCUCAGGGAGCAGCAUCUCAGCUGAGCCCUAGUUUUCGGGAUGGCAGUGGACUGGCUCGGCUUUGGCUACGCCGCCCUGGUGACAUCAGGAGGGAUCAUUGGCUAUGCAAAAGCAGGCAGUGUUCCAUCACUAGCUGCUGGCCUUUUCUUUGGGAGUUUGGCUGGACUGGGUGCUUAUCAGAUCUCACAGAAUCCAAAUAACAUUUGGGUUUCUCUGAUUACAUCUGGAGCACUGACUGCCAUCAUGGGAACAAGAUUUUACCACUCCAGAAAAUUCAUGCCUGCAGGGCUAAUUGCUGGUGUCAGUUUGCUAAUGGUUGGAAGAUUAGCACUGAAGAUGUUGGAAAAGCCCCAGGAAAAGUAACUGUUAAUUUUACAUCUUAAUAUUUGGAAAAGGAAACCUGAUAAUGAAGUUGCAUGAAUGCAGAUGUGAGAAGAUGGAAAAAUUCUCUUCAUCAAGAUUUUUUUAUCUUUUUUUGUAAGGGGGAGUAGAAUGAUGGGACAGACAGUUUAUAUACAAGAUAGAGCUGUUCGUGUAUAGGGAGAAAUGGGCCCUGGGUUUGAUUUUUCUGGACAUGUUUCAAUGUAUUCCAACACUUCCAUGUUUUUAUAUUCCAAGAUAUAUUUCUGACAUGUAUGAAGCAGAGAGAAAAUAUCCUGUAAUUAAGAAAAUAUCCACAAAGAGGCACCAAGAGUAACCGGCUAAAUACAAUAAUGUAUCUCAAACCUUUCAUACUGAGUAUUACAGUGUGCUUUACCUGUUGCAUUCUGAAUUGAUAUACCAUGUCUUUAUAAUGUCAAACAGAUCUUGCCUUUUUAUUGUGAAACUGUGCUAAAAUUAUGCUUUUCUAUAAGUAAAAUUUGUUACAAACCUUU
Parus major (Great Tit) is the source of this 944-nucleotide messenger RNA. RefSeq names its product transmembrane protein 14C-like. Bases 109 to 432 code for a protein of 107 amino acids. The transcript is spliced from 5 exons. Gene Ontology annotation, cellular component: mitochondrial membrane. The record is from RefSeq and is a predicted model, not a curated record. Gene Ontology annotation, biological process: regulation of heme biosynthetic process. Lineage: Eukaryota; Metazoa; Chordata; Aves; Passeriformes; Paridae.